Messenger RNA from Bactrocera oleae (olive fruit fly), 8114 nucleotides. The record is from RefSeq and is a predicted model, not a curated record. NCBI's taxonomy places the organism in Eukaryota, Metazoa, Arthropoda, Insecta, Diptera, Tephritidae.
AAACAAGAUUAAAUAUUUGUGAGUUUAAUUCUCCAAAAGCUUUACUUCGAUCAAUCGUUAUGCCUAUUCAAUUCAGUUCACUUUGUGAAUUUGACCAGAAUUAUUGUUAGACGGAAAAUAGCAAAAGGAGUCUCAGAGCAGUAUGAUUUUGAAAAUGCUUAUUUCGUUAAGUAUUUUUUUAACCGUUAUAAACUUGACUACCAGUCAAUGGUGCACUAAAUUACAAAGAGUAAAAGUACCUUCUUAUCAAACAAGACAUUAUAUAGAAACUUAUCAGACUGGUGGAUGGUUUCGGGAUAAAAAAACCAGACGUGCAAUCACUUCGGAUUUAGUUUAUAAAUAUGUAACAAGAAUUGAAUUAACAUGUUGUGCUGGUUACGUAAUGAGGAACAACGACUGCGAGCCACAGUGCCCUGCAGGCUGUUCGCCGCAUAGCAUUUGUACUCAACCCGGGACUUGCACAUGCGAUUCGGGAUAUGCAAGACGCUGGGAUAACAUAUGUGCGCCCAUCUGCCAAGAGCCAUGUCCUGUACAUGCGAUCUGUAUAGCGCCAGAUACUUGUAGCUGUUUGGAGGGUUAUAAAUUCAAUGAAGACUUGAAAAAAUGUAUGCCGGAGUGCCAAUACGGUUGCGCCUUGAAUAUGUAUUGCCAAUCGCCUAACCAAUGCGCUUGCCGCACUGGCUACAAACUGCAAACAAACACCACGGGUGAUGAAGAUGAGACAACGGUUAGCAACGGAGCGCGGUGUUUACCCGUCUGCAGGGAUGGCUGCCCCGCGAACAGUGAGUGCUUUGCGCCAGAUGAGUGCCGUUGUACGGAGGGUUACACUAUGCAGAUCGCAGACGAGGAGGGUCAGUUUAGGAGUAAAGGCGAAUGUGCGCCGGUAUGCGUGGAUCAAUGUCCACAGCAUGCCAGUUGCGUUAGUCCGAAUGUGUGUGAAUGCGCAUUGGGUUACGAAAUGCUUAAUCCACCUCAACAUCGUCGUUACUGUCAAGCGCUAUGCACGCAAAAUUGCGAACUGAAUGGCAAGUGUGUGGCGCCGGAUGAAUGUGAAUGCUUUCCCGGCUAUGAGCAUGUGAACACCACAAACGCCAACUCAGAUCCACAAGAGCUCUACUGUCAACCCGUUUGCUCCAAUGGUUGUGCGCAUGGCAAUUGCGUGGGACCCGAAAAGUGCAUAUGCCAGUCGGGCUACCUGAUGGGCGGGCAAGGUGUGUGCGAACCCACGUGCACCAGGGAAUGUCUGAAUGGACGCUGUAUUGGCGUCGACGUUUGUAAAUGUAAUGACGGCUACCAACUAUCCGCACACGACUUGAGUAAAUGCGAGCCCAUUUGCAGUAAACCCUGUAUUAAUGCAGACUGCAUCGCACCGGAAAUUUGCCUGUGUCGAGAGAAGUAUAGACCUAUGAUUGGUGAGAACCUAACAAACGUAUGUUCGCCCAUGUGUUGGCCGGAGUGUGUAAAUGGUGUUUGUGUUGCACCGGAUCAGUGCAGCUGUAAUGAAGGUUAUGUGCGACUAUCAAAUUCAACACAGCUGCACAUCUGCGAGCCAUACUGCUCUGGUUGCAAAGGUGGCUAUUGCGAAACACCAUCGAAUUGCGUCUGUCCCGAGGGCUCGAAAUUGUCAGUUAUUGGUGACACAUCGGAAUGUACUACAAUUGUAACGAGUAGUAUGGCAGCAGUUGUUACAAUUGACGAUACUACAACAAGUGUAAUUCAAACAAAAACAUUAAUAUCUGGCACUGAUGAAGUUGAGGUGCUCAGUGGCACUAGUAUUGGAAACGAAAUCGACGCUCUAUUACAGCCAAUCGACUUGAAUAAGUGUACCGACACGUGCGAUUGUUGGAAAGAAACUCCGAGCGAUGAGUGCUUUGUAAUAUGUGGGUCAAAGAAAACGAAUUGCCUGGAGCCGCAGUUUUCUGAAUGCAUAGAGCUCAGCAAACGAAUUGAAUACAGAGUUUCUGAUGCACCAAAAAUAUAUACUUGUUUUAUGAAUAGUUCCAAGGAUUCUCUGAAAACUGGCGCCGCUGCACAGCCAUUGCGCAUGACUAUUAAUGGCUUGAUUUUCGCUGCAUUAAUGUUGGCUGUGUUUGUUACCUGCAGGCAUUUCAUUAUAAGGACUUCGGCUAUGUUUCAAUCGGCAUCAGCACACCUGUCCGUCCGGCAACCAAUUCAACAUGGAACCAAUGUGAGUUUAUAUACGCUGCUGAUCUGUUGCUUACUCAGCUUAAACGCUGCCGCAACAUUCACCAUCACCGGCAAAUAUUGCCAACGAAAUGUUAGCGUCAAAUAUCAGGAGCCAGUGCUGCAUACGAAUGACCGCCAACAUAUACAACGUAGCGCAGAUCUCAGUGGUGUUUUGGAAACAGCAGAGAAUAGCACGCUUCUAGCCCACGUCGCUAUAGCCAACGCCACCGCAAACUAUCUCAUAUACGAAUCGCGCGUACGCUGGGAAACCACCAACGUUUGCUGUCCUGGCUACAGUCCCUUGCUCUUCAGCUUUUGUGAACCCAUCUGUGAUACAACCUGCCCGCGUUUCAGCUAUUGUGCCACGCCCAAUCAGUGCCAGUGUUUGCCAGGCUACGAGCAGCAUCAUCCGAAUAAUAAGAAGCUGCACCUGCUAGACUGUCGGCCAGUCUGUGCCAAUGGCUGUCCACCGCAUAGUCACUGUGUGGCUCGAAAUCGCUGCCAGUGUCGUGAAGGCUUUCGAAAUACCAGCAAAUGGUGGUUCCUGCCACUGAAGUGCGAACGCAUACGGUGUGCAGCGCCCGAUCAGCGUUACGAUGUCGCACAGCGCUUGUGCGUGAAGAUAGAGAUGAGCAUGGAACAACUAAUGCGAAAGGUCGCUGAACGCUUAGCAAAAGGUUUAAAUAUUGCGGCGGAAGAUAGCGGAGAGCAGAGCAAUGACGAAGAGGCAACAAGUGAGGAGGUGGAUAGUGAAAUUGUGACAGAGAACAAUUCGUAUGCAUAUUUGACAAGAAAUUAUUGUAACUCUGUAGUUUUAUACAAAUUAAUUUUAAUUUUAAUUUAUGAGAUGCAUUUCAAAAAUUUAAUAACGCUCACUGCCAGCUUUUUUUUGUUCGGAUCUGUUUCGGGCGAUUUGUGUUCGAAAAGUAUGGAAUUGCGGAAAAUUCGUAAAAAUCAGACAAUAAACUGGUCCGAACGCCAAAAUGAUUAUAACAAAUAUGAUACAGAUGUUCUUGCAGAGCUAUGUGAAGAUGGCUAUACGGCAAGGAUUUGCACUGAAUACAAAAUUGUUUGUGAACCCGUGUGUCUUGCAGGCUGUGAAAAUGGCAUUUGCACAGCGCCAGGUACAUGCGAUUGUGCGGUAGGCUUCGAGUUGCGCAGCAAUCUAGAAAAGGCUGAAUGUGUACCGGUAAUACUAAACAACGGUGUGAGGCUUACAAAAGGCUUAGCAUUAACCAAAGAGGAAACUGAAGAUAAUAAGGAUUUGAGCAUCUGUAAAGAAACGUGCUACUGUUGGAAAGAGGAUCCCGCUGAAAUGUGCACCAGGCUUUGUGAGACAGAAAAUAAUCGUUGUCUGGAACCGAAAUUCUCGUUUUGCAAUGAAUCAGAUGGCUCUAUAAUUUAUAAGAAAGAUGCAAAUCCGAAAAUCUACUUUUGUUCUGUUCCAAAAACCUAUACAACUAACUAUAAAGCCGAUUAUGCCACCCGAACCCGUUGGAUCAUAAUAGGCGGGUGCAUUUUUAUUGGAAUAAUGUUAAUCGCCAUCUUCUAUCUGUGUGUGCGUAUAUAUCAAACUCGACAUGAGACAGGUGCACAUGACAUUCCCAUUAGCUUGCUUAUGAACCUGCUGUUGCACGGCAGUAUGUGCAGCGAAAGAUGCCAGCUCCAACACAAAGGCGGCAAUGAGCGCUUCCCUAAGGACUUCUCUUUUGGCGUUUCGACUGCCGCUUACCAAAUAGAAGGCGCUUGGAAUGAAGACGGCAAAGGACUCUCCAUUUGGGAUACAUACACGCAUGCGCAUCCGGAGCGUAUACAGGAUCGUACAAAUGGUGACGUAGCGGCGGAAUCUUAUUAUCGUUUUGAGCAAGAUUUAGCGGCGCUGAAGAAACUCAAGGUCAACUUCUAUCGCUUUUCGUUCUCAUGGCCCCGCCUUCUACCCAAUGCAGAUACGACGGUGAUAAAUCAAAAGGGCAUUGACUAUUACAACAUGAUGAUAGACAAGCUAUUGGCGAAUAACAUUGAGCCCAUGGUUACGAUGUUUCACUGUGACCUGCCAGAGGCGCUCAACAAAUUCGGCGGCUUCACCAAUGAUAUUAUUAUUAAGUAUUUCCGUUAUUAUGCUAAGUUCCUGUACGAAACAUUUGGUGAUCGCGUCAAGAAGUGGAUUACCUUCAAUGAACCCUUCGAUUAUUGCAAUUUGGGCUAUGGCAAAUCGUACUUUCCGCCGCUGGUGCAUUCACCCGGUGUUGCCGACUACCUUUGCAUGGAUAAUACAUUGCGCGCUCAUGCCGCGGCUUACCGCGCCUACAGAGCGAACUAUUUCCAGAAGCAAGGCGGUAAAAUAGGCAUUACAAUUAGCAGUCGCUUCUAUUACGCGCAGCAUAGGAGUUACGAUGAAGACGUAGUCGAGCGUGCCAUGCAGUAUUCGCUCGGUUGGUUGGCCAAUCCCAUUUUCGGCAAAACUGGCAAUUAUCCUCAGCUCGUAUUGGAUGAUAUUAGAAACAAUAGCUUAAGCGAAGGUCUAUCCUGGUCACGCUUGUCGCCGUUUAAUGAACUCUGGUCCAAGGUUAUACGAGGUGCUGGCGAUUUUUUGGGUCUCAAUUAUUACACUUCUCGUUAUGCUGCGUUAGCUAAAACACCCGCCGGCGAGAUACCCUCUUGGGAAUAUGACUCGCAACUCCAAUAUUUCGUUGACGAGAAAUGGCAACAGGGCAACUCUAAUGGGCUUUACUGUGUGCCACAAGGACUAGAAGAUAUUCUGAAGUGGAUCCGCGACCGCUACGAUAAUGUCGAGGUCUUUAUAACGGAGAAUGGUUGGUCGGACUAUGGCCAAUUAGAGGAUACGGAUCGCGUCGAUUACCUACAGGCUCACUUGCAAGCGGUGUUAAAUGCCAUCAAUGAUGGCUGCAAGGUCACUCAUUACUCACACUGGAGCUUAAUCGAUAAUUUCGAGUGGAAUAUGGGAUAUACUCAAAAGUACGGUCUCUACUAUUUGAAUAUGACGAGUCCAACUAAAGAUCGCAUAGCCAAGAAGUCUGCCUAUUAUUACAGAAGUGUUAUCGAUGCUGUCAACUCGCUCUUAUCAUUUGCGUUUCUGUUUUGCUUCGUGUACUGUGUACAUUUUGAAAAGUAUUGGACAACAACAACCACCACCGUCAAGCCGUGGCAUGUACGCCAGCCGGGCCUAUCACUACCGCUGCCCAAUAGUCACCCGUCCAAGUGUUUGCGUGAAGUGCCCGCGGUAUUCUUUCAGUUCGAGAAGGACAUGCAAGUGGUGGGCAACAGCACAAACAGUAUUUAUUUCAAUGUCAUAGAGGUCUGCUGCAAGGGUUAUAAACGCUACGACUUCGACUGGAACCGCUGUGUGCCGGAUUGCGGCAACAAAUGUCAGGCUAAUGGAUUUUGUAUGCCUGGCGGCAUUUGCAAAUGUUUUGAUGAAUUCGUUCACAAUCACCGCAAUGUCUGCAUACCGACUUGUCCGCUUGGCUGUCCGCAUGGGCAGUGUUAUCUGAAUGGCACCUGCAUUUGCGAGGCGGGCUACGAGUUGGAUCCGACACGAAAGUACUGCAUGCCGCGCUGUGAGUCCAGUUGUGCGCGCAAUGAGAUUUGCGUCGAGCCGAAUAAGUGCAAUUGUGCCGAGGGAUAUACGCAUGCGCUGCCUCCCAGCACCAUGGGCUGUCAACCUGUUUGCAUACCGGAUUGUGGUUUCGGACACUGCGUGGCGCCGAAUGAGUGCGAGUGCUUCCACGGCUAUCAAAAGCGCUUGAAUCGCAUAUCUUGUGAGAGUAACUGUUAUAUGCGUUGCGAAAAUGGCUUUUGUGCGAAUCAUACGACCUGCAUUUGUCAGAACGGUUACCGUUUCGACCAGAAUACGAGCUCUUGUCUGCCCGUUUGUGACGAAGAUUGCGAAAACGGCAUUUGCGUCUCGCCAGGCGUAUGCCGCUGCUUCAACGGUUAUGUGCGUCGCGGUCCAAAGUGCGAGGGUAUAUGUGAGGCUGGCUGCGGCUUUUAUGGCAAAUGCAUAGCGCCGAACGUUUGCGGCUGCUCUACAGUUGAGGGUCCCGUGCGCAACUUUCAACGCUGUGCACAUGGAAACUGCAAUUCCAAAGGUCGUUGUCGCUGCAAGGAGGGCUUUGUGCGUUUCAUCGAUCAGUGCAUGGAGCCAGAUAAGGUUACCACUUACGCAUCUAUGCGGCCCAGCAGACUAAAUCAGACACUGCUGCAGGAGUUUAAUAUCGGCGAAGCCAGCGAGCCUACCUUGAAGCUGCAAACAAUCUCCUAUUGUUGUCCAGGCUAUAGACGCGUUUUGCAGUCGUCGGCAAUGCAUUGCGAGCCGAACUGCUCAGAGGAUUGCACGAAUGGCAUCUGCACGGCGCCGGACGUUUGUGAGUGUUAUCCGGGCUACACACGCGCCGGCGGGCGCUGCGAGGAACUGCUUUUGCCGCAAACGGACGUGUCUCAUUUUCGAAUUAGUACAAUAACACAGCACUUGUAUAAAUACGCUCACAUACAUACAUACAUACAAAUAUUCUUACGAAGUGAUCUCAACGCACAAUUUGCAAAUCCAAUGCAUUCGCUUGCCACAUUUGUAAGCGCACUGCUGCUGCUGACAGUGGUCGCGCAUGCGCAGAUCAAAACAUCCGGCAUUAAGACCCACUAUCCUGCCGCACCAAACUCCGCCAACUUGCUGUACAAUGAACACAACUACACUGCGCAAUACAAUCGCACCUUCACCGCAGCGAACACCUAUCAGGGUGGCAAUGCUGACGUGGUGAAUGCUGUCGAUGGCGAGGGAAAGUCGCAUUUGGCCAACGGCAAUCACCUGGCAGCUGGCGAGGAAUACCACUACUAUGGCGCUGGCGGCAGUUACAGCAGCGGUGGCAGUGCCACGCAACGCGUGACACAAUUUGUAGAUGCGGCCGCGGAAUUCGUCAACAAGACACGCUCUCAAAUGGCUUCUGGCAUUUGCUACAUGGAAGUGCCAACCUCAACACUGGUACGUGAUAAAACAAUGAUACCAGCUGGUAAUGGCACCAGUGCGGAUAAGAGCAAAAUUAAAAUAUGCUGCCAGGGCUAUGUGCGCAACCCACAUGUCUACUCACGCUGCGAUCCAGUCUGCCUCGACGACUGCCCUAAUGGCAUUUGCACAGCGCCCAACACCUGCGUCUGCAUACCCGGCAACGUACGCAAUCACGAGGAUAAAUGCAUCUCUACCUGCCCCAUCGGCUGCGGCAAUGGUGUGUGCGAUGAGCAAAAUCAAUGCAAAUGCAAGACCGGCUACACGCUGGAUCUGAAAACCCAGAAAUAUUGUGUGCCUCAAUGCGACAAGCCCUGCGAUUAUGGCAAGUGUGUGGCGCCCAAUAAAUGCGAUUGCUUUGAUGGUUACCGUUUGACCGCUGGUGGUGUUUGUGAGCCGAAAUGCGACAAUUGCGAGAAUGGACGCUGCUCAGCGCCGGGCUUGUGCACGUGCGACCAGGGUUACACGAAAGUGGAUGGCGUUUGUGAACCUGUGUGCACUCUCGGCUGCGAGAAUGGACGUUGCGUAGUCCCCGAUGUAUGCGCGUGCACCAACGGUUUCGAGCAGGAUCGCUCCGGCACCAAGUGCAUUCCACGUUGCGAUCAACCUUGUCUGAAUGGCGUCUGCGAUGGAGCAAAUAGUUGUGCCUGCAACCCCGGCUAUGUUUUGGACCCGGUGCAAAAGAAUGUAUGCCAGCCACAUUGUUCGCAAGGCUGCCCCAAUGGCUAUUGCACUGCACCAAACUUUUGUGUCUGUAAGCCGGGUUACCGCAAGUCUGGUAUUAAGGGCCGUCAAUCAUGCAUAGCUGUCUAGUAUAAUUUGUUAUAUUACUUAAACUUUUCAUUUCAUGAAUAAUUUGUUGUAAAAAGAGCAAAAUAUAUUUAUAUUAAUAAAAGUAAAACUUAUUUAG